ACAAAAAAAGAAGAGACCUUUUUAUCGAUUUUGUGAGGGUAAGAUCCAGAGAUUGAAUCAGCUUAAAUCAUUUAUAAAAUCCAGGUAAUUCUUUUGUUUUUUUUCCCACCACGAUUUUGAAAUUCUAGCUUUUGUGGUUCCCCUGUGCCUCUUGUAGUGCAUCUCGUUUCCCCGGGAAAUGCUUUUGCUGUUUUGUUCCUGGGAGCUUUCAGACUUCUAACUAGGAUUAAGGACUGUCAUGAAACAUGACUUCUUCAGUGCAUGAGCUCUCUGAUAACAAUGAAAGUCAUAAGAAGCAAGAACGUUCAGAUUCCCAAACCCGACCAUCGGUUCCUUCAGGACGAAGUUCUGAAUCUAUAGAUACAAACUCUGUCUACUCAGAGCCGAUGGCGCAUGGGCUCUACCCGUAUCCAGAUCCUUACUACAGAAGUGUAUUUGCACAGCAAGCGUAUCUUCCACAUCCAUAUCCUGGGGUCCAUAUGCAGUUAAUGGGAAUGCAGCAACACGGGGUUCCGUUGCAAUGUGAUGCAGUCGAAGAACCUGUUUUUGUUAAUGCAAAGCAAUAUCAUGGUAUACUCAGGCGUAGGCAAUCACGGGCAAAACUUGAGGCACGAAAUAGAGCCAUCAAGUCAAAGAAGCCAUAUAUGCAUGAAUCUCGGCAUUUGCAUGCGAUAAGACGGCCAAGAGGAUGUGGCGGCCGGUUUCUCAAUGCCAAGAAGAAAAAUGGAGACCACAAGGCGGAGGAGGAGGAGGAUGAGGCAACCUCUGAUGAAAACGCUUCAGAAGCAAGUUCCAGCCGCAGGCCUGAGAAAUUAGCCAUGGCUCCUAAUGGUAGAUCUUGAGUAAGGUUCUUGCACAACCACGAGUUUGGUUUCUAUAUCGGGUGGAUGUUUGCCUCAUUGCAUCAUCGUCUUUAGUGUUUUUGGAACAGUCUUAUGUAGACAUCACAUGUGUAUAGUUUAUUGCUUGGGGCAGCUAGGGUGGCUUUGUUUUUAGUGAUUAGAAAUAAAACUGAGCAAAGAAAUGAAAAUCUUGAUUGAAAGUAUUCUUGUACCACAAUGAUCUUCUUUGCCAAUGAAUUGGUGUUUCUUGGAAACUAAACUAAUGUUCUUAGCUUUGUUUGCUAUGAUUUUGAGAGUAAAAUUUGAAGUUUGUAUUAAUU
This is a messenger RNA of Eutrema salsugineum, 1162 nucleotides long. RefSeq names its product nuclear transcription factor Y subunit A-4. NCBI's taxonomy places the organism in Eukaryota, Viridiplantae, Streptophyta, Magnoliopsida, Brassicales, Brassicaceae. Gene Ontology annotation, biological process: regulation of transcription by RNA polymerase II. The transcript has 6 exons. Gene Ontology annotation, molecular function: DNA-binding transcription factor activity, RNA polymerase II-specific; RNA polymerase II cis-regulatory region sequence-specific DNA binding. The record is from RefSeq and is a predicted model, not a curated record. Gene Ontology annotation, cellular component: CCAAT-binding factor complex. The coding region runs from base 246 to 842 and encodes 198 amino acids.